UUCCCCAACUAUGGAGCGCGGAGGGGGUCGAGGGAUCAGGUGUGCGUCGUUCUGGCGGUAGUUAUUUGGAGUAAAAUUAUAAUCGUUCGGCAUCAUCUGCCGUCUAACGUUAGACCGGGCGCGCGGAAUAUCCGCUUCCGUCACGAGACGGCGUCACGUAACGUAGACGAGAACCGCGACCGAACGUUCGACAAUAGGAGUGAAGAGGAGAGGAAAGGAACGAGCAUUACUUAGACCCGGCUUCCAUAACCGACCGAUUGACCGACCAUCAUCUCGAUCGAUUCGUGACGCUUGUCGCACACAUCCGCUCCACCAUGGAGGCCCUGAUACCUGUGAUAAACAAGCUUCAGGAUGUAUUCAACACCGUCGGCGCAACGGUGCUGCAACUGCCGCAGAUUGUCGUCCUGGGAACGCAGAGCUCAGGAAAGUCGUCUGUAAUAGAAAGUUUGGUGGGUCGCUCUUUUCUGCCACGAGGGACUGGUAUUGUCACACGACGUCCAUUAAUAUUACAACUUGUAUAUACACCGAAAGAUGAUCGAGAACACAGAAAUGCUGAAAAUGGCACUCUGGAUUUGGAGGAAUGGGGAAUGUUUCUUCACACGAAAAACAGGAUCUACAAAGAUUUUGAUGAUAUUCGCAUGGAGAUCGAAGCUGAAACUGAUAGAAUGGCUGGAGCAAACAAAGGGAUUUGUCCAGAACCAAUUAAUCUUAAAAUAUUUUCGACAUCUGUUGUUAAUCUGACACUUAUAGAUCUACCGGGUAUUACCAAAGUACCAGUAGGUGACCAGCCGGAAGAUAUUGAGGCUCAGAUACGGGAUCUCGUAUUAAAGUACAUAUGUAGUCCAAACUCUAUAAUUUUAGCAGUUGUCACUGCCAAUACUGAUAUGGCUACAAGUGAGAGUUUGAAACUAAGCAAAGAUGUCGAUCCUGAUGGCAGACGAACGUUGGCAGUUGUUACAAAAUUAGAUCUCAUGGAUGCUGGGACUGACGCUAUAGAGAUUCUGUGUGGCAGAGUAAUCCCAGUCAAAUUAGGUAUUAUAGGUGUGGUUAAUCGUUCGCAGCAAGAUAUAAUGAAUAAUAAAAGUAUUCAAGAAGCGCUAAAAGAUGAAGCCACAUUUUUGCAGCGUAAAUAUCCAACAUUGGCUAAUAGAAAUGGCACUCCUUACUUAGCAAAAACUCUUAAUCGUUUACUUAUGCAACAUAUCAGGGAUUGUUUACCAGAACUGAAGAACAGAGUGAAUACGAUGGUCGCGCAAUAUCAAACCCUGCUUAAUUCCUAUGGCGGAGACGUCGAAGACAAAAGCCAAACUUUGCUACAAAUUAUCACGAAGUUUGCAAACAGCUAUUGCGCUACGAUAGAGGGUACAGCGAGAAACAUAGAAACCACUGAACUGUGUGGCGGCGCUCGUAUUUGUUAUAUAUUUCACGAGACAUUUGGUAAAACGCUCGACUCGAUUAAUCCAUUAGCUGAUCUCAGUAAAGUGGAUAUAUUGACUGCUAUCCGCAAUGCAACUGGUCCGAGACCAGCUCUCUUCGUACCAGAAGUCUCCUUCGAACUAUUAGUUAAACGGCAAAUACGAAAAUUAGAGGAUCCUUCAUUACGGUGCGUAGAACUUGUGCAUGAAGAAAUGCAAAGUAUAAUACAGCAUUGUGGCACCGAGGUUCAACAGGAAAUGCUGCGUUUUCCUAAACUGCAUGAACGUAUCGUCGAUGUUGUUACACAAUUACUACGUCGACGACUCCCACCUACCAAUUCAAUGGUUGAGAACUUGGUUGCCAUAGAAUUGGCGUAUAUUAACACUAAGCAUCCUGAUUUUCACAAAGAUGCAGCGUUUGUGUCAUCUUUACUGAAAGACGCCGAUGUAGAUCACUUAAAACACAACAAACAAUUGACUUCAACAUCCAAUACUAUAAUUAGUAAUAAUACAAUCCCAAAAUCAAGAUGGAUAAAAAAUCAUGAUGAGACGAACUCUGUUUCUGAUCAGAUUAAGGAACAGCAAGGACAACAAAACCAUUGGUUGCUAAGUAAUUUACUACUCCAGGGAAGAUCGGAAUCAACUAGUUCCGCAGAUGGUUCUCCAAUCAGGAUACGUGAAAGUAGCAAUUCUCCACAUCCGAACCCAGAUAUAAAUCCAGCAAUCGAGUUACAAAAGGCAUCUCCGCAACAGAAACCAGUAAAUCUACUCCCUGCAGUGCCAAUACAGUCGUCUCGAAAACUUAGCGAUCGUGAACAACGGGAUUGUGAUAUUAUCGAAAGACUCAUAAGAUCAUACUUUUAUAUCGUACGAAAGUCCAUUCAGGAUAGUGUACCAAAGGCUGUUAUGCAUUUCCUAGUCAACUAUGUGAAAGAUAAUUUACAAAGCGAACUUGUUACACAUUUGUACAAAUCAGAUCAGGCUGAGGCCUUGUUAAUCGAAAGUGAACACAUCGCUGUUAGACGUAAAGAAACAGCGGAUAUGCUUAAGGCAUUGACUCAAGCAGGUCAUAUUAUUAGUGAAAUUAGAGAGACGCACAUGUGGUAAUCAAAUGCCUAAAUCUUCGUACCACCGGAUUCUAGUUAAAUAGUUAGGUAUUACAUCUCUGUGUUUUAAUGAACUGAGUUAAAGGAUGUACUUUACUAAUGUAUAUGAUGAAUUACUGUACAUAACUUGUCUUUCUCACCCAAGUAAGGUAUUGCAAUUGAAAGAAGCAAUGGUUCCAAUACAUUUCGUCACUUAAUUUUAUAGUAUGUGCAUGAAAUCGGCAUAACAUCGUAUGUAAAACGUACGUUGGUGCAAGUGAAUUAUUAUUCAAUUCACGAGACGUAAUUCAAGCUCGAUGUUUUACUCAUUGUUCUAUAGAUGUAUAUGCUGAUGACUUAUCAUUGUACGAAAAUUGAUUAACUUUUGAAUAACUGUUUUGUAUCAUGCAUUUUAUCACAAAAA
This is a messenger RNA of Pogonomyrmex barbatus (red harvester ant), 2924 nucleotides long. RefSeq names its product dynamin related protein 1 (gene Drp1). Gene Ontology annotation, biological process: intracellular distribution of mitochondria; mitochondrial fission; peroxisome fission. Gene Ontology annotation, cellular component: membrane; cytoplasm; microtubule. Gene Ontology annotation, molecular function: GTPase activity; GTP binding; microtubule binding. NCBI's taxonomy places the organism in Eukaryota, Metazoa, Arthropoda, Insecta, Hymenoptera, Formicidae. The record is from RefSeq and is a predicted model, not a curated record.